Molecule: messenger RNA, 629 nt
Organism: Nycticebus coucang (slow loris)
Lineage: Eukaryota; Metazoa; Chordata; Mammalia; Primates; Lorisidae
Product: dolichol phosphate-mannose biosynthesis regulatory protein
Exons: 1
Coding region: 32-286 (84 amino acids)
Biological process (GO): GPI anchor biosynthetic process
Cellular component (GO): endoplasmic reticulum membrane; dolichol-phosphate-mannose synthase complex
Molecular function (GO): enzyme regulator activity
Source: RefSeq, a predicted model, not a curated record
CAGAUAUGGCUGGUGGCGGAGCGCCGGGAAAAUGGCCACGGGGACAGACCAGGUGGUGGGACUCGGCCUUGUCGCCGUUAGCCUGAUCAUCUUCACCUACUACACGGCCUGGGUGAUUCUCUUGCCAUUCAUUGAUAGCCAGCAUGUCAUCCACAAGUAUUUCCUGCCCCGAGCCUAUGCUGUUGCCAUCCCCUUGGCUGUUGGUUUACUGUUGCUACUGUUUGUGGGAUUGUUCGUCACCUACGUGAUGCUGAAAAACCAGAGGGUGACCAAGAAGGCUCAGUGAAGGCCCAGCAGGGAUAAGCCUGCCAGGUGCUUUUCAGUGUCCUCUCCAGGGCAGGGACCAAGGAUGGAAGCCCGCAGGAUCAGUCCAGACACUGUGGCCCCCUCCAGCUUGGCUGCCAUCCAGAUAUCCCUGUGGGAUGGAGCUGUUUAGGACUCACCCCUGACUGACCAGAGCCCCAUUCCUCCCCUGCUCACCCUUCCAGAAGCCAGGAGGAAGGAGCAUCUGGAAGACCCUCUCAUGGAACUCUGGCCAAGGCAUGAAAGAUGCUGGUCUUCCCGCUCUCACUUUCAGACUCCCUGUCGCUUUUUCCUUUGAGUUCUACCAUCUUACCUCAGUUUUCUUC